AUGGAGACUACAAAGAGCGCUAAUACACUACCAGAUACAUACAUACCGCACCGCUCCACUCACGAUCUCUCCACGCUACUUGAACGUUUACACAUUAAUUCUUUGUACCAACUUUGCAUCCAUUGGACACAAUCAACAACCACACAACCUUUUGUCCCCCAGGACUCAAUCUACACACAGCAGGGUCUCUGUAAUAAACUACUCAAAGAAAUCAAGAGCUUUCGAAAGAAUGCACAAGGCAAGAAGGGUGGCGUUAUUCGGAAAAUAAUAUACGAGUAUUGGACAAAUGGAUUGAAUCUACUACAACUUGCUCAAUUGGAUUGUCAAUUGAUAGUAGACGCUUCUGAACAUUUUAGUUGGAACUAUUCAACGAUCUCAGAUUUAGAAGACAAGCUAUGUUGUCCUGAUAUAGACCCUCAACAUGUGACUCAAAAUGUGGCUGCAAGAUUGAGCAAACUUUAUUUUACCCAUGUUUACAUAUUAAAGCACCCACAACUACCUUUACACAUAACUAGAGUUCAAGUGUUUGAUCUCAACCAACAAGAAGGUCUAUUGGACGGCGAGGGGCCACAAGUGACAUCCCACAAACCAUUCUUUUUUUGUCUACUGAGUGAGUCGUCACCUUACCUUUUGCACUCAGUAAAGGGCAAUGAUAUACUUUUCAAUUUGAUAAUGCAAACUAUUGAGGAAUGUAUACAUACACAUAAUCACAUUCCGGUAAAACUUGACACACCAUUGGAUCAGAAGUCAAUUCAAUCUUUGGAGACAAUUUAUACGUUAAAGGGAGACUCACGAUUGGGAAGAAGUUUAGGUAUAUGGACCCCAUACGCUGAUGGUGUUGUUGAUCUUACCCCAUUCGGUGCAUUAGACAAGCAUCACAUGCUACAGGAGAAGUCCCACGCCAAAGAUGCAGAUCACACAGGUGAUAUAUCACAGAUUGUUGCAAGUCUUCGAUUUAAGGGAGUCGUUACAGAUAAUCACACAUCAAGAAAACGGCAAUUUGAAGCGAUUGAAGACAAUACUUUACUAAACACAUCCGAGCUGAAUCCCGGCUCUCAAUUUGCGUCGCGUACACCAUUACAAGUCGCCGAGUUUGUCAUUCAAGAACCCAUCAACCCCGGCCAAUCUAAUUCAAGGUCCAACAUCAAACUCAAAUUCUCUGGAUCCGACGUAUUUGGUGGACUUCACGAACUAUCAACAGCAAUUACUGAUCCAAAUGAGAUGGUCAUAAAUCCAACAGAGAUACCCAGCUGGCUAACCGGAGAGGAUGGCGCUACGUUUGGACAUGUAAGGAAUGGAGAAUUCAAUUCGUAA
This is a messenger RNA of Lodderomyces parapsilosis, 1314 nucleotides long. RefSeq names its product Chl4p (gene CHL4). Lineage: Eukaryota; Fungi; Ascomycota; Pichiomycetes; Serinales; Debaryomycetaceae. Bases 1 to 1314 code for a protein of 437 amino acids. The record is from RefSeq and is a predicted model, not a curated record. Gene Ontology annotation, biological process: chromosome segregation; CENP-A containing chromatin assembly. The transcript has a single exon.